Molecule: messenger RNA, 2511 nt
Organism: Acanthosepion pharaonis
Lineage: Eukaryota; Metazoa; Mollusca; Cephalopoda; Sepiida; Sepiidae
Source: the annotation of a GenBank genome assembly
AUGGCCACGUUUUACUUGUUUCUUCUUCUUCUUUUUUUACUUUUUUGUUUUCUUUUUUGUCUUUCUUCUUUUUUUUACCUUUUUCAUUUUUCAUUUUUUUUUUUUUUUUUUCCCUUUUUUUUUUUUUUUUUCCUUUUUUUUCCUUUUUUCCUUUUUUUCUUUUUUUCCCUUUUUUUUUCUCUUUUCUUUUUUUUUUUUUUUUUUUUUUCUUUUUUUUUUUUUUCCUUUUUCUUUUUUUUUCCCUUUUUUUUUUUUUUUUUUUUUUUUUUUUUUUUUUUUUUUUUUCCUUUUUCUUUUUUUCCUUUUUUUUUUUCUUUUUUUCCUUUAUCAUUUUCUUCUUUUUUCCUUUAUCAUUUUUUUCUUUUUUUUCCUUUAUCAUUUUUCUUCUUUUUUGCCUUUAUCAUUUUUCUUCUUUUUUGCCUUUAUCAUUUUUCUUCUUUUUUGCCUUUAUCAUUUUUCUUCUUUUUUGCCUUUAUCAUUUUUCUUCUUUUUUGCCCUUUUUUUCCCUUUUUUCUUUUUUCCCUUUUUCUUCCUCCUUUUUUCUUCCAUUUUUCUUUUUCCUUUUUUCUUUCUUUUUUCUUCCUUUUUUCUUUUUUCUUCCUUUUUUCUUUUUUCUUCCUUUUUUCUUUUUUCUUCCUUUUUUCUUUUUUUUUCCUUUUUCUUUUCUUCCUUUUUCUUUUUCUUCCUUUUUUUUUCUUUUUCUUUUUUUCUUUUCUUUUUUUUUCCUUUCUUUUCCUUUUUCCUUUCUUUUCCUUUUUCCUUUCCCUUUUCUUUUCCUUUUUCCUUUCUUUCCUUUUUUUCCUUUCUUUCUUUUCCUUUUUUCCUUUUCUUUUUUCCUUUUUUCCUUUCUUUUUUUCUUUUCUUUUUCCUUUCUUCCUUUUUUUCCCUUUUUUUUCUUUCUUUUUUUUGCUUUCUUUUUUCCUUUUUUCCUUUUUCUUUUUUUUUUCUUCCUUUUUUUUUGCUUUUUUUUUCCUUUCUUCCUUUUUUGCAUUUCUUUUUCCUUUCUUCCUUUUUUUUCUUUUUCCUUUCUUCCUUUUUUUGCAUUUCUUUUUUCCUUUCUUCCUUUUUUUGCAUUUCUUUUUUCCUUUCUUCCUUUUUUUGCAUUUCUUUUUUCCUUUCUUCCUUUUUUUGCAUUUCUUUUUUCCUUUCUUCCUUUUUUUGCAUUUCUUUUUUCCUUUCUUCCUUUUUUGCUUUCCCUUUUUCCUUUUUUUUUUUGCUUUUUUUCCUUUCUUCCUUUUUUGCAUUUCUUUUUCCUUUCUUCCUUUUUUGCAUUUCUUUUUUCCUUUCUUCCUUUUUUUUUUUUUUCUUUUUUUCCUUUUCUUUCUUUUUGCUUUUUUUUUUUUUUUCAUUUUUGCUUUUUCCUUUCUUCCUUUUUUGCAUUUCUUUUUCCUUUCUUCCUUUUUUUUCAUUUCUUUUUCCUUUCUUUUUCCUUUCUUUUUUUUGCAUUUCUUUUUCCUUUCUUCCUUUUUUUUGCAUUUCUUUUUUCCUUUCUUCCUUUUUUGCAUUUCUUUCCUUUUUCCUUUUUUUUUUUUUUCCAUUUCUUUUUUUUUGCUUUCUUCUUCCUUUUUUUGCAUUUCUUUUUCCUUUCUUCCUUUUUUUUUGCAUUUCUUUUUCUUUUCUUCCUUUUUUUUGCAUUUCUUUUUUCCUUUCUUCCUUUUUUUGCUUCUUUUUUUUCUUCCUUUUUUUUUUCUUUUUUUUCCUUUCUUCCUUUUUUUGCAUUUCUUUUUUCCUUUCUUCCUUUUUUUGCAUUUCUUUUUUCCUUUCUUCCUUUUUUUGCAUUUCUUUUUUCCUUUCUUCCUUUUUUUGCAUUUCUUUUUUCCUUUCUUCCUUUUUUUGCAUUUCUUUUUUCCUUUCUUCCUUUUUUUGCAUUUCUUUUUCCUUUCUUCCUUUUUUUUGCAUUUUUUUUUUCCUUUCUUCCUUUUUUUUGCAUUUCUUUUUCCUUUCUUCCUUUUUUUGCAUUUCUUUUUUCCUUUCUUCCUUUUUUUGCAUUUCUUUUUUCCUUUUUUUCAUCCCCCCCACCUCGCCUUUCUAUUAUUUUUCUCUCCACCGCCAUCACCACCUUUCUAUUUUUUCUAUCUGCCUCAUUGCCUUUCUAUUUCUCUUUCCUUUCUCCAUUACCCUUCUUCCUUAUUUUUUCAUCAGCCUGUUCAUUCCCUCUGUUUUCCCCUGUAUGAUCAGCCUGUUUCCUCUCUCUCUCUUUAUAUGCUGAGCCUGUUCCCGCUAUCUCUCUCACUCUAUGUAUGGUCAGUCUGUUCUCCCUUCUCUGUGGCCAGCUUGUUCCCAUUCUCUCACUUUGUAUGGUCAGACUGUUUCCUCUCUCUCUUUCUCACUCUAUGUAGUCUGUUCCCCCUUCUCUGUGGUCAGCCUGUUCUCCUCUCCCUGUUUCUCUCUCUCUCUCUCUCUGUAUGCCUGUUUCCUCUCUUUCUCUCUCUGUCUAUCCCACUGCAUCCUUAUCCCCCUUUGUUUUCCCUCCCUCUCUCUCUCUCUCUCUCUCUUUCUGGUAAUCCAUAG